Molecule: messenger RNA, 420 nt
Organism: Closterium sp. Naga37s-1
Lineage: Eukaryota; Viridiplantae; Streptophyta; Zygnematophyceae; Desmidiales; Closteriaceae
Source: the annotation of a GenBank genome assembly
AUGUCUUCUUAUUGCCUCACUGCCUCCUUCCCUUCGUGCCUCCCUGCCUCACGCCUCUCCCUGUGUCCGCUGCCGAUUGUGACAGCCAUAGGCCAUGCAGGAACAGACAGGGAAAGCACUGAGGCUGUGUGUGUACUAUUUUGCCUUUCACAGCCUCCAUUCAUCCGCCUCCCUACCUCCCUGUCACCCUACAUCCCCGCCUCCCUGUCCCCCUGCCCCACUCCCUGCCAGGUGUGGGAGCCGUAUGCGGUGAAGGUGCGGACGGUAAAGACGGCCAUCGAGGCGGCGUGCAUGCUGCUGCGCAUCGACGACGUCGUCAGCGGGCUCAAGAAGAAGCAGGCGGGCGGCGCACCAGGAGGGGGCAAGCCGCAGCUGGACACGGGGGAUGACGUUGACUCGGAGCAGAUGCUGGCCGAGUGA